Haliotis rufescens (red abalone) is the source of this 1144-nucleotide messenger RNA. RefSeq lists its product as uncharacterized. The record is from RefSeq and is a predicted model, not a curated record. Gene Ontology annotation, molecular function: chitin binding. Bases 262 to 786 code for a protein of 174 amino acids. Gene Ontology annotation, cellular component: extracellular region. The transcript has 4 exons. Lineage: Eukaryota; Metazoa; Mollusca; Gastropoda; Lepetellida; Haliotidae.
GGCUUUCUCUUACCUACAAUACAGACACUAUUCCGAUGAUGCUGGGAUGGCUAGAUGUUGAUGUCUCGUCUACCUGACAACCCUAAGGUUAACAAGACGGACAGACACUUCCAGUGGACUAGGGUCACCCUGCAUCCGUACACUGUCACCGUGGGAUACAGAGUUGUCUGCCCCUGUCUAGAGCCGGCGUGCGACCCCGCCUUCAGCAGGCUGUAUGUAAACCUUGAGUUUCGAGAAGCCCAGUGACGCGAACAAGCCAUCAUGAAUGCACUCCUGUUAGCUGUCGCCGUGUGGUGCCUGGUGUCUGUGGAGAGUCAGCGGAUUCGACCCCGGUCUCUGUGUGUGGGCAACCAGAUCUACCCCAGCAGUGGCUCCUGCAGCAAGACCUACUACCGCUGCGACGGCAACAUGACCAUCAGCGGCUACUGCCCCGAGGACAUGUACAUGGGUCCCAACAACACGUGCGAACCCAGGAGUGAAUGCGGAUCUCCCACUGUUUCUAGGAGAGGGCGACGGAAGAGACAGUCGGGGUCAGGAUCCUCCGGCAGGUGCAAUCAGAAGUUCGACUGCCCCUCCAACCUCGUGUUCUACAUCUACCCCGACUGGGACGACUGUACCAGGUUCUACACGUGUAGAGAGGGCGUGGUCGAGACUGUCAGCUGCAGCAAUUUCAACUUCCAGUACUACAAUCCCAACCUCUUCAGCUGUGAGGUCGACCUCAGCCUCGGCCCCUUCACGCCCCAGAACAAUGUCUGCAUUAACAGAGCUGUCCAGUUCGGGAAGUAGAAGCAACGUUGAAGACGGCGGGUAUAUCUUCAUUGCCAAGUUUCUAUAGAAAUCGAUCUAAAGGAUAUUCUAAUUCCAAAAGAACUAUACCUUCAAGAAAAAUGAUAAUCACCAGUUUUGGUUCUGUAUAUAUUGCCAUGGAGUCUAUCUUAUAAAGUCUUCUUGGUGUAACAGCAAACCCUACCAUCAACGAUAAUGGCUCAAGGUGCUGUACGUGUUUAUUGUGUUUUUGUUUCGUUCACAAAGACAGUACUUAAUUUCUUUAGUGGCAUUACAAACUGUCGGCAAUGUUUCCUAUUUAUCUGCAGCUGAGGGAAUUGUUUUACUAAACAUUUUGCAAUAAACCAUUUCGAUUCUA